AUGUCAUCCACAUCGAUCAUAAUUGGCGCCCUCGGCUCUGUCAUCGGCUACCUAGGCGCCGAAGCUGCGACAGAGUCUUUCUUCGAACGUCUUCUCUGGCCUGAGCGAUUUUUCAACGACGCCACCCCAUAUGUCUUGCUCAGACUUACGCUUUGCCUGCCCAUGUCGGGCCCACUUCACGGGGCAGCGCUCGAGUCCCUCGACACGUUCCGCAAUAAUGGUUUGUACCUGGGAACAAGGCGAGGCAAUAUGCUCGGGACCACAUUUUACCACGACACGGAGGCCAAGUACUAUCACCUGAUGGGUCCGAAUACAAACCAAAAAGGAAAUGCAAAAGAUGCGAGAAAUGGGUUUUGGGUGCAGGUUCUGAGGGAAGUUAAAUGCAAGAACCGCGAUGCGCGCUUACCGGCACAGGAUCCGGAGGAUCCUACAACGGAUAGGUGA
This is a messenger RNA of Penicillium samsonianum, 444 nucleotides long. RefSeq lists its product as uncharacterized. The record is from RefSeq and is a predicted model, not a curated record. Bases 1 to 444 code for a protein of 147 amino acids. NCBI's taxonomy places the organism in Eukaryota, Fungi, Ascomycota, Eurotiomycetes, Eurotiales, Aspergillaceae. The transcript has a single exon.